AUGCUGCUUUACAGUCGCUCGUUUGUGAAUACCGAUAGGCCUGGUUCGUCUUAUAGCGGCGUCGGCAGCGGCAGCUGGGAGAAAGGUGUAUGGGACUACAAGGCGCUGCCCCAGGCUGGGGCAAGUGUCAGCUACCUCGACCAACCCAUGGCUAGCUACAGCUACGAUACAUCGCAAAUAAUGAUAAUAACCUAUGAUACACCCCAGGUUGCGCAGAAGAAGGCGGAGUAUAUUAUGUCAAGGGGCCUGGGCGGCGGAAUGUGGUGGGAGAGCAGCAGUGACAAGAAAGUCUCUGGUAGCUUGAUCACGACAGUUGUUAAUAACUUCGGUGGCGUUGGGGCUCUCGAGAAAGUCGAUAACGAGCUGAGAUACCCAUCUUCCUCUUAUGAUAACCUAAAGGCUGGAUUCCCUUCCAGUUAA
Molecule: messenger RNA, 420 nt
Organism: Penicillium samsonianum
Lineage: Eukaryota; Fungi; Ascomycota; Eurotiomycetes; Eurotiales; Aspergillaceae
Product: glycosyl hydrolases family 18-domain-containing protein
Exons: 2
Coding region: 1-420 (139 amino acids)
Biological process (GO): chitin catabolic process; carbohydrate metabolic process
Cellular component (GO): extracellular region
Molecular function (GO): chitinase activity; chitin binding
Source: RefSeq, a predicted model, not a curated record